Opisthocomus hoazin is the source of this 822-nucleotide messenger RNA. RefSeq names its product glutathione peroxidase 8 (putative) (gene GPX8). Gene Ontology annotation, biological process: response to oxidative stress. NCBI's taxonomy places the organism in Eukaryota, Metazoa, Chordata, Aves, Opisthocomiformes, Opisthocomidae. Gene Ontology annotation, molecular function: glutathione peroxidase activity. The record is from RefSeq and is a predicted model, not a curated record.
AAAUGGAGCCUCUCACAACUACUUAUCCUCUGAAAUACUCAGUGCCCAAAGCCAGGGUGUUUGCUGUCUUUCUGUCAAUGGUUUUCUGUACCGCCAUUCUCUGCCUGCUGCAACUCAGAUUCUUUAAACCUAAAAUCAAAGAUUUUUAUUCUUUCGAAGUCAAGGAUUCACGAGGAAGGAUCGUUUCCUUGGAGAAGUACAGAGGGAAAGCAACUUUGGUUGUAAACGUGGCCAGUCACUGCCAACACACAGACAAAAAUUACAUCGCUCUGCAAGAACUCCACAGAGAGUUUGGUCCCUCCCACUUCACUGUGCUGGCUUUUCCCUGCAACCAAUUUGGAGAAUCAGAGCCCAGCUCAAGCCAGGAAAUAGAAUCAUUUGCCAAAGGAAAUUACGGAGUAACCUUCCCAAUUUUCCACAAAAUCAAGAUCCUAGGAUCAGAAGCAGCGCCUGCCUUUAAAUUUCUAAUAGAUUCUUCAAAGAAAGAGCCUCGAUGGAAUUUCUGGAAAUACCUUGUCAACCCUGAGGGUAAAGUUGUGAAAUUCUGGAGACCUGAAGAGCCCAUAGAAAGUAUCAAGCCAGAAGUAGCAUCAUUAAUCAGGCAGAUUAUCAUGAAAAAAAGAGAAGACCUCUGAAAAAGCCAUUCAUACUGUGAAUCCAUUCAACAGCAUGGGUACACAGCCUUACUACACUCCAAGGAAAUGCUGCUAGAAGCUAAACCAUCAGGUGAUUUUACUUCUCUUUGUCGUUGGUAUUUUCAGCUACACUAUGUCUAUUAACAUUGGUUUGGCUCCCGCAACAGCCUUGAGCACCACUGAGGUU